GCUGAUGGUGUGAGCAUUUGGGCCUGUCGCUCUGUUCUGGGGGGAGUUCACGUGGAUGCGAGCAUCGGGCGAUUCUUGAGCAGCGAUCGGCGGCCGGGCGGAUCGAUCGCUGCUCACGACCGAUCUGGGAUGAAAUGUCGGACUACGGCAACUUCACAGGCGGCGGCCUGAAGCUCAAAGGAUCCAGCGGUAUCAAAAAGAAGAAGAAGGACAAGAAAGAAUCUAAGAAGCGGCUCGAGCAUGUCUUGAAAGAGGACGUCCAUAGCGAUCGCGACAGCACCCAGGACGACUCGGCUCCAUCGAGCGUCCUGCAGACCCUGCCUCCCAGCCGGAAAACCAAGGCCGAGCUCAAGUUCGAAGAGGCACAGAUGAAGCGGCAAUCCGAAAAGAUCGAAAAGAUCGUCAGCAAAUCACACAAGGAACGAGUCUCGGAAUUCAACAACUAUCUCAGCUCCCUGUCCGAGCACCACGACAUUCCCAAGGUCGGACCUGGCUAAGGCCGGCCUGCGUCGGUGGCAGACAAUGCCACGGCAUCACAGCCAGCAACGAUACAGAGACCGACAGAUCAAGACGCACAGCGGUGCCGGGAUCGGCAACGAUCGGAAGGCCAUCCAUGACAUCGCGACCAAUAAAAUACAGACAUGGUGCUCGAGUGAUGCUGUUCAGCGAGAAAGCUGAGCGCUGCGAUGCGCAGAUAGCCAUCCAUCCGGACCCGGCCAACGGUCAGCGGGCCGGUUCUCGCUGGCGAACCGUGGCAGUUGAAACGGAUCUCCGCGCUGGGGACAACUGGCUGCACAGGAGACUGGUGUAUGA
Messenger RNA from Polychytrium aggregatum, 813 nucleotides. RefSeq names its product putative C31G5.21 protein. The record is from RefSeq and is a predicted model, not a curated record. Gene Ontology annotation, cellular component: nucleolus. NCBI's taxonomy places the organism in Eukaryota, Fungi, Chytridiomycota, Chytridiomycetes, Polychytriales. The transcript is spliced from 4 exons. Bases 135 to 497 code for a protein of 120 amino acids.